CCUACAGUUCACUUCGCGCACUGACUUCAAACAACAUCAACUGAUAAAGCUUACAGUCGCGUGCGACUGACAGUGUCCAAUACACACCAUAACAAGGAUUUUAAGGUUUGUAAUUAGUUUACUAAAUCUGGAAAUGGAUCAGAAGGACACGGAAAUGAAUGAAAAAGGACUCUCGUCUUCUACCAGCGGAGUUGUUGUUCAAGUUAGGGAGAAGAAAGGUCCUUUACGCGCUGCCAUCCCCUACAUGCCUUUCCCCGUAGCUGUCAUCUGCCUGUUUCUCAACACAUUUGUGCCCGGACUGGGCACAUUUAUCUCAGCCUUCACGGUUUUGUGUGGAGCGAGGACGGAUCUACCUGACCGGCACAUAUGCUGCGUGUUCUGGCUGAACAUCGCAGCUGCCUUCAUUCAGAUCCUCACGGCCAUCGUCAUGGUGGGCUGGAUCAUGAGCAUAUUUUGGGGAAUGGACAUGGUCAUUCUUGCAAGCUACAGGGAGCAGGCCACACCCCAGCAGCUCUGAUUGCUGUGCUCUAAAUGUAAUCUUGAAUGUGCACCUUUCUCCUGUGCUGUCUGGCCAACUGUAACGGGAGUUUUGAGAUGGCCCCCAGGUGGCCUGGGAGAUCCAGAGGUUGAUCACAUGCAGAUGCUCAGCCCAACUCCUAUUAUUUGCUGUCAGGUACUAAAUAAAGGGACCUGCCUGUUGAGGGACUGCAGAAAAGUAUUAACAUAGUCUGUGAAUAUCUCUAUAAUUGUAAAUGUGCGAACCGUCUACAGUAUGUGCCGAAAACAUCCUACAUCUGUGAGGGAAAACCAGUCUUGUUUAAACUGCUCUAAUCUGUAGAAUUAAUGUUCAUUCAAUUGACCAAUAUACACUAACAUAUGAAUGUCUGAAAUAGGUGGACCGUUUAACUCUAAACUCCAGUAAAUAUUUCUCAGGGUAGGUUUAUUUUGGAAAGCCAAUCACUGCAUAGACAUAUACAUUAAAGUCUUGGCAACAAAAAAGCUAGUGAACAUUUCCACCAUUAUUGUCCAGGAAAAAAGGUACAGUUCAUUGAACACAAGCUGACAUUUUGUGACAAAUGAUAUCUUUCGGUUAAAAUAUACCUUUAUUAAAUGGUUGACCCUUUCCUAAAUGUGUGCCAGUCUUUUGUUGUGUUCACUUGUUUACCCAAAAGCUAUUACAAAAAUAUGACAAUAUAGAGGUUUGGAAGUUGUGACUCAAAACCUUAUAGUUAUUGAGCUAUUGCCCUUGUGACAGCUUCCCUGUGUGACAUAUAGCCCCGGUCUCCCCUAUCUGCAUUUUUAAAUAUUUGUAAAGAGCUUUGAGGUGUCAGAUGAAAAGCAAAGCUUAAUAACGCUGAAUAUUACACUGAAUAUUUACGUGGUCAUGUGCAUUACAGUGUCUAUAGUAUUUCUAUAUUAUGUAUUGUGUUUUAUUACUCUAAGCCUUAUAAACAGGAAAUGUGCAUUUAUCAGUUUGUUUUUUAUCGUAAGCUCACAUGUCAUUGUUCUUUGUGUUAGUCUUCAAUACACAGAGACCAACAGCUAGAAACAUAACCUUUUCUCUUUUAAUUAUCAGUUGUUAAGUAAAACAGCCAAGUAUUGGUGAAUAAUGGUGGGUCAGUUGACAUAGUGACCGCCUACUUUAAUCUACUCAUGCGUAUGGACUGAAAUAAUGUAAGAGUUGAGUGAAUUGUUUUUAUUUGACCAACUUGGGGAAAAGGCACAGUGUAAACUGUAAAAGUCAAAACAGUAUUGUUUAAGAGUGACAUUGAAAAUUAACCAGUCACUGCAAAUGGUUGCAGCAACCAGUUGACCUUAUUCACUGUAGGGCCAUCUUUGAUUUUUUUGAUGGGAAUGACAACAAGGCUGUGAAGGAUAUACACUCUUCAAUGGGUUGGACAGUUGUUUAAAGUGUUUUUGUUCUGCUAACGGAAAAAAAAAAAUCUUUCCAAGAAAUUUAAUGAGUUGUGUAAAAUUGUAUGUGAUCUAGGAGCUUUAUACAGUGGAUGUCACUGAAGAGAUGGUAAGUCUAUCCAGAGACUAUUUAGCAGAGACGGGCCAUUUCUAUUAAAAUGAAUGGGAGAUAUUGGAAGUAACGCCCAGUGGUCAACGGAUGUAGAAAGAAAGUCCCGCCUUACAGGUAAAAGAGUCAAUCACCUUUAAGAUACAUACAUCGCCUAUCAAUUAACUCAACAACGAGCAUGCGCAGUAGCUAUACAAGUUUUUUUAACAUAAUCUGAGGUAAAGAAGCACAUUUACUGAUUCCAGUGUUAUCAGAUUUUACUUCUGAUUUUAAAUAUGUUCUUUGAUCGUAAUCUUGAUCAACCGUUUUGGAGAUUUCCCAUAUUCCCAUAAAUAGGAGCUGUUCUUGCAUGCUGCUUGUUUACAUUGAAAUAUAGCUGCCAGAGAGCGUUUCAAAGAUGGCCAACAGUGGACUGACUUGCUAAAAAGACUUUGGUUUUCUUCCUCACUCAAAGUCUUGUUUUCAGUCCUGUCAAAAAUGAAAGAUGGCGCUACUGUGAAUAAGGUCUAUAGUAUCCAGCUGCAGCUCCGCAGCUGUAAAGUCUGAAGUGGCCCCAUUCCCAAAUAUUAGAUACUUUGGUACAAAACAUUGCAUUGCUGAAGAGUCUCUUUUGGAUAUUAAUGGGUAUUAGCUGGUCUCUGGUAUGAAUGUGUGCUGUGAAAGUAUUUGAGGAGUAGUUGUAUAUUUGGACAGAAAGUGAAUUAGUUAUGUAAAGUCGUGUGCUGUUCUGUUAAGUGCUGCCUUUUUAAAUACAAACAUUACUGCAUUUCAUUGGCUCUGUACCUGUACUCUGCACAAUGACAAUAAAGCUGAAUCUAAUCUAAUAAUCCAGUGUUAAAUCCAAAGGCAUCAAUUUAUUACAGCCAAACAUAAUGUAUGUUACACAGCAGACUUGUACAACUUUGUAAACUCACACCUCUGUAAAUGUCAGAGGUAUCAUAUCUAAUAAAUUCUGCCUUUAAA
Messenger RNA from Myxocyprinus asiaticus (Chinese sucker), 2986 nucleotides. Its product is annotated as protein stum homolog. The transcript is spliced from 3 exons. Bases 134 to 517 code for a protein of 127 amino acids. Lineage: Eukaryota; Metazoa; Chordata; Actinopteri; Cypriniformes; Catostomidae. The record is from RefSeq and is a predicted model, not a curated record.